Molecule: messenger RNA, 4965 nt
Organism: Rhodofomes roseus
Lineage: Eukaryota; Fungi; Basidiomycota; Agaricomycetes; Polyporales; Fomitopsidaceae
Exons: 7
Coding region: 1-4629 (1542 amino acids)
Source: RefSeq, a predicted model, not a curated record
AUGCAACAUGCUCGCGACUACCCUUCUGAUGACCUAUACCCGCCAUCGAGCCCCGUCCAACCUAGUGACCGUCUCCGAAUCCUUGCGCGCCAAGUUGGCAUGCGGUACGACAGUGUCGAGCCACAUAGCGACGACAGUUCAAGUUCUGGAAGUGACGGUGGCUUUGCGGCGGAGACGUUGAGUAACUGUGAGUUCUCCGUUGACUUCAGUUCACUGCCCGGGCUGCUGCCUGCUGCCGAGUUCAUGGAAUGGGAUGGUUCAACUGCUGCGGCCGAGCUGAGUCCGAGUCGUUCAAAUGAUGAUGUCGGGGAGCUGCUCAGCAUGACCACUGUGGAAAAUGGUGACUGUCCAGUUCAUCUAGAUGGGAACUCACCCAGAACACACCAUGGAUAUCAUACCGUGAUUUACGCGAGUGAUUACUUCAUGCGGAGGCACCUGCAGGGCCGGCGGCAUCGAAACGCGAUGGGAAGGCGUCAGGAGGUGCGCGAGAAAGAAGAGGCGGAUCACCUACGGAGUUGCAUAUUCCCUCAGCAAGCCCCCUCAGCAGACACCAGUUCCGAGGCCCAGUCCGAGGUGAUGCCUAGUUGGGUAGAGCCCUCUACUUCUGUAGCGAGCGGCAGUCUAGCCCUCAUUCCAGCACCAGCACCGGAGUCAUUCUCGAGUCACGGAGAUGGAGACGAGACGCACGAUUGUGGAGGAAUUCCGGUCCAGUGGGAUGCUGGGCCUGUCUUGACGACGUUUCCGUGGCACGUCAUGGAGGAAUGCAAACAGAACCUAGGGUUCCAUAUUAGCAGUCUGAAGCAGAGCGGUACCGAGCUGUGGUUGCAAUCAGAUCACUGCGAGGGAACCGUACUUCCCGACGAGGAAUCAUGCCCACCGUGUGUUUCUGUCCCAUCAUCGAAGAUGUUCCGUGGGUUGGAGGAUCGGGCUCGACAACCUUGGACUCCGCAUACGCCCUAUAUGUGGCUGAACCAGAAGCAGUACAUUGAAGCACUGGAGACAAAGACGUCAGAGAUCAGCGAGCUCCGUUCCAGAUAUUGUCCAAAAAAGGAACAAGCUGGGGCGAAGAAGCUUGAACGAACGGCCCGGAAACUGAACGACUGGAAGCGUCUUGUGAAGGCGAUUGCGACACAUGACGUCAAGCAGGUACACUACCUGAUUCGUAUCGCACUGAAGCAGCGUCGCGGGCCGAAAGCUAUCUUAGAGCGGUUCAACAAGGCAGUUGAUCAUGUCUACCACGCGCGAGGCCAUAGCGAUGACGACGUCGACCUUGCCUGCUUAAUCCAAUACUACGCCGGCCGGAAUGGGCUGUUCGCAGCUCAGAAGCACCUUGGACUGCCGUCGACUUCAUCUCUCUAUCGCCUUGCGAGGGCUCCAUCCAUCCGUCCAUCUGCUGGAAAGCCACGUUCAGCCGAUUUUGUGCACAACAUUCAUGCCCACUACCCACCCGGAACUCGCAAUCCAUCUACGAGAUGUGGCUUUUCACUGUCGGCAGAUGGGAUCGCUGUUGAACGUCGAAUGCGUUGGGUGAAGUCGAUUGACAGUAUGAUCGGCGCAUGCCGGGAACAUUCUGGGGGACUCGACCUGUCAAUGUCAACCUUCAACGCUGUCCUUGAGGCUGCGCGUGCUAUGGAUGGUGACUCACCGACGUGUCACUACGGCACCGAUGCAACCGUCUUUGGCAUGGCACCGUUUCGUGGCGACAGUUAUCACAUCGUGCCUAUUGGGCUAUCAGCAUCGUGCAAGGCAGAGAAAGCGGGCGAAUUCGGGGACAUACUCGACAUCUCCAUAGGCAGCUGGCAGACCCACGCGGCUGAGGACUGGGGUGACAUGUGGACGUUUUCAUGUGACGGGGCGACAACAUUCCGUGGCGCUUGCUACGACCGAUUGAUGGUGCGGGAGUUCGAUCGCUCGAGCGCACUGUACAGAAAACUAUCCCUGCUCAAGGGGCUCAAUCUUCGUUGCGGGAAAUGGGACGUUGUUCACGCACCAGACCCAAAGCAUCUAAUCAAGAGAGCUGCAACUCAUGUACGGAGCGCAGAGGGAUCAGUGCUGAAUGGAAUUGUCAUCAACCGCAUCGUGCUCACAAGGUUCCUCCGGAUGUUGCCAGACCAGACAAACGCCAGCGUUGAUAUCUUGGUCGAUCCAGCCGACCAUCAGAACGUUCCGCGUGCUACAAAGCUUUUACAAGCUGUAGUUGAGCUGUCAGAGCUGGAGCCUACCACGCUCAGUCCAAUUGACAUGGUUACGUACCGCGCAAUCUGCCUUCAGGCUUAUCUAUGGCGUUCACUCUUGGACCCCUUCAUUGAUCCCACGCUCUCGCUCUCCGAGCAGCUCACACGCCUCUCCACAUUUGCCCACGCAGCAUUCAUUCUAUACCUGAAACAUGGAUCAGCGUUCAUGUCGAACCAACUCUACAGCGAUAUCCAGGCACUCAUCAAGGCAAUCUUCGUAUGUGUUGCACGACAACAGCUCCUGGACGGUUCGAAGCCCUUCUACAUCUAUCAGGUCGGGAGCGACAGACUCGAAGAGUUGUUCGCGGAGGUCCGAACACAAUCCCACGAUCGGAACUGCGACAUGGCGCAGCUCGCAGAACGCUUGUCAAUAUCUGCAAACAUAGUUCAGAUCUAUAACCGGCAUCCAGAGUGGAACCGAGGCCAGCGGCGACGCUCGUUCACUGGACGCGAAGGUGUAGACCAUGUCAAUCCACGCUUCUUCCAGGGUGACAUGGUUGUAAAGAACGUACAGUUGGAAACAGUCUGGCACUCUGGCCUAAUUGCGGCUGAGAAGACCCUUCACACGCACGGCAUCUAUGCCAACUUCAACGACAAGCUGUCCCGCCCUGGAGUCGACUUCAUGAAGCCCCGGGGUGACACAUACCCUGGUGUAUCCAGCGAUCCUGAUCGUUCGGCCGCUGCCAGCACAGGUGUCAACGCCGAGCCACAUGCGCCACCAACGUCCAGUCGUGGGCAGCCUACAGGACCAUGCGCGCAUGAGGAUCAGCUAGCCGAUCCUGACCUUGUCAAUAUGGGACUGGGCGACUUACUGUCGAGUCCUGAUGCCGACGGCAACAUCCAGACCUCGGAGGAAAGAGACACAGACUGGCUCGCUGUACCCAACGAGGAUGGAAGCGACCCAAAGGAGCUCCACAAGGCUUCAAUUGUCAGCGCCCUCUUCAAUCCCGCGGGUGGCCGUCUCUCUGUAGACCGGCUGCGCCGCGUUCGGGGAUACCCUCGUGUCUUCCAGUCUGAGCUCGGCAGCGAGGAGCUGUCAGGAGAGGACGUACUGAACGUUGGAGAUACAGUCCUUGCUCCUAUCCGCUCUCUUGAUUCCGUAGCCGCUGGCUUUAUUCAAGUCAAGGGCAUCGAGCAGAAGGGAAGCCGCGUUGCGCAGGUCACCGAAGCGGACCUCGAGCAGGCGUCAAUGGAUGUCGUGCUAUCGGGGCAAGUCUUGUCCAUGUGUCUCGGUGCCGCUUCCACUGGCAGUAACGAUAACCCUGCCGCGGCCACUGCUGGUGGCACGUCGAUCCCCGGACCUCCACAUGAAGCCUCGCAAUCUAAUCAGCCGGUGCCGGAGUCUGCAUCUGAAAAAUGGAUCUGGACGGGUGAAUCGAUUCGCUUUCUCCCCGCAAACGCAGGGGCAGCGACACGCACCGCGCAGAAGACGGAAGACGGGACACAGAACGCGCUCAUGGUCCAAGUGCCUGGUUCCUUCACUCAGCCUGUCGACCUGGCGAUUGCACCAAUAACCGUUCUCCCACCCGCGCGGCGCAAGGUACUGUACGAACGCGGCGUGUUACAUACAUGCACUGCGGAUCACAAAGCAUUGCAAGAACUCACCGCGACCAUGUUCAAAACCAUAGACCCAAACGCGCUCCUUCGUCAACUGACCAGAUAUGGGCCUGCCACGGAGUCAAGACAGUUCCCCUAUCUGGAUCAACACAGUCGCUCGCCCUUUGCGAUUGAUGGUGUAAUGCGGCUGAUCGCGCAGAAGAACGAAAGCGGUGUGACAGGCAACCGGAUUCAAUGUUACCAAUGCGGACGUAUCAUCGCACCUGAAUUAUGCCGUACACAUGUCAGCGAGCAUAUUCUUCGCGCGAUGCUUGGAGCGGAAGAGCCAAAUCUACGAGAACAGGUUCAUCCAGAGUACCCUUGUGGCUUCUGCGGGCGGACGGGAUGUGACGUCGGCCUCUCGAAAACAACCUCCUCUUAUCAGCCGGUCUCGAAUUGCCCACAUGCCCACAAGUUCUCUCUCGCAUCGGCCAAGAAGCACUCUGCGCGCAUGCCGUCAACAAAUGUUCCGUUGCAGUGCGACCUGUGCGACGUGAAUCCUGCGACGAAACUCAAACCAGUCCUGUGGAAGUACAACAUUUUCCGACACAUCCAAGACGUGCAUCCACAACACUGGAAUGCUGACGCUCGCCGCUCACAACACCUCAGUGAAGGGUUCGUCGCAUCGAUCAAUGUCGAUCCGCAUGAAGUCCCAGCCAUCGCUCCGAACGCCCCGCGCACCUAUCCCAUUCCCGACGCAGAAGCCGAGACACCUUGUCAAGAAAGUUCGGCAACAAGCAAGCGUCCCGGAGAGCCUCAUGCCGGAACGCGUUCGAGCAAGCGUGUCAAGUUUUCCUGACUCGUUCGAUCACAGUGCUGGCACUGGCUCGUUCAACUCCGUUUCCGUGUAUAUUAUUAUUAUGUAUUGUGUAGACGUAUCAUACACCAGCUACAGUUUGUCUAAUAGAGCGCCGACAGGCUACCACCGUGUUGACACGAAGUCCCAUUCCGAACCGUUAGUUCUGUGUGUCUGUCUGGCGACUCGUCACUGUCAGCCUGGUCCUGCCGUCUACUGGGCGCUUGCACUCCUUCGGGCGCUAAGAGUAGGUAGGUUGUGGUCAGGUUUUCGGGGUCAUGGCACGCACUUUAUGGGGGGUCGAUAUUCUGAAAUCCGACUGAUGGAAGCCCCUUGCUG